AUGGCCACUAAAAAUGUACAGCAUACUGUACCUACGUAUAAAACAUUGAAUCAAGACCAAGAAGCUCUUUUUCGAAGCUGUCGAACUGGCGAUAUAAGCAAGAUCCAGUAUUUAUUCGAAUAUUGUGAUAUUGAAGUUAACUUAAGAGAUGCAUGGGACGCUACACCUCUAUACUAUGCCUGUUUAUGUGGUCACAAGGAAAUAGUACAAAUAUUGCUAGCAAACGGAGCAAAGUGUAACGCCACCACUUUUGAUGGAGAACGCUGCCUUUACGCUGCGCUCUACGAUGAAAUCCGUAAUCUUCUUCGUUCACGUCGCGCUAUCACUAGCCAUACAAUGAGAAGAGAUGCUUACCAUGAAUUUCUUAGAAGGUACUGUAUCCUUAACAAUGUCUUUAAUGCUUACAUAUCUAAUGUCAAUCUAAAAUCUACUACUCAUUGUCUAAAAGUUAACGCUGCAGGUGCUAUGAGGAGGCACCGCAUGCUGAUUUUAAAUUUAGGUUACGUUGAUGUUCUAUUGGAAGAAGCGAGCAGUUUCUCUGAGCUAGCAAAGCAGUGUGGCCUCCAGGAAUUAAGAAAUCGUCUUAUAUCUGAAUCGCAGCUUGCAAUUAAAUUCUCGUUAUCAAAGUCUCAUUCUCAAGUUAAUAUGAUAACGAUAAUGGAAGAUGAGGGCCAAAUUAGCGUACAGAACCACAUGAAAAUUCUUGUCAACAGACUUUUACCAAAAGAAUUUAGAUCAGAUCUUGAUGAGCUAUUUGAUAACUUCGAACCAUUAAACUCCAUACUGCGUCCUGAUCUAAUAUUCUGUGUUGGAGGUUAUAAAUUUUAUGGGCAUAAGGUGUUCUUUUGUGAACGUAGUGACUACUUUAAAGCCCUACUGCUAGGCAAUUUUGCCGAAUCAAUUGUGAGCAAUUGCUCUGAAGAAAUUCCAGUCAUUAACCUGAAUGAUUGCACACCUGAUAUUUUUAGUAUUGUGAUGGUAUUCAUCUAUGCCGGCGAUGUAAAGAUUCCAUGUGACCUUACACAGGAAAUAUUAUAUGCUGCUGAUAAAUAUCUUAUUCCCGGAUUAAAGAGGCAUUGUUGUAAGGUGAUAAUUCAAAACUUACAAACGGACAACGUAAUACAGUUAUUAGAAACUGCCAGGUUAUUGACUAUGCCUAAACUGGAGCUGGAGUGUACACGGUUUAUUUCCAAACACCUACUUGAGAUGGUCGAACGCGAUGAUUUUGCGAAAAUAAUCAUCGAUGAUGCGACAAGUAUAAUUCAACGACAAGAAACAGAUUCUAUUCCCAUAAUCGAUGAAGUCAGAUAUCAUCUUGGAGAGGAAAGUCUACAGCAAUCUUCCGAAAAAUAUAAUGAGAUUCUCUUGAAAAAUAAUGCCCUAGAUAAGCUCUUGAUGAAUCUAAAUAUCGAAUGUUAA
Molecule: messenger RNA, 1419 nt
Organism: Trichoplax adhaerens
Lineage: Eukaryota; Metazoa; Placozoa; Uniplacotomia; Trichoplacea; Trichoplacidae
Exons: 10
Coding region: 1-1419 (472 amino acids)
Cellular component (GO): ubiquitin ligase complex; cytoplasm
Molecular function (GO): protein binding
Source: RefSeq, a predicted model, not a curated record